This is a messenger RNA of Sordaria macrospora k-hell, 639 nucleotides long. NCBI's taxonomy places the organism in Eukaryota, Fungi, Ascomycota, Sordariomycetes, Sordariales, Sordariaceae. The record is from RefSeq and is a predicted model, not a curated record.
AUGGGUUUUUCCCAAGGUUGUUCCCUCCUCAUGUCCUACAUCCUGUACCGCUACCAGGAACACGUCACCAACCCGCAAGUCGCCGAUACAACAAAAUUCGAGCUGCCGUUCAAGGGCGUCAUGUUCAUCUGUGGCGGGCCCUCGCUGCCCGUGCUGCAAGAUCUCGGCGUUCCCGUGAGCGAAAAAGCGUGGGAGGUGAAUAAUAAGACGGCGGAGUUGUUGCAUAAGCGCACAGAGAAACUCAAGUAUAAGGCGGAUAAUCCUGAUACGAUUAAGAGGGGGGAGGGGCUGUGGGAUGAGGUUGGGGAUUUGGUUCAUGAUCCUACUAGCAAGAAACAUUUGAGAGACCUAAAAGAUGUGUUUGGAUUGGAUUUUACGGAUGAGAGGAUGAGGAAGGCGGUGGGGGAUCUGGGACAGAUCGUGCCGACUGUGCAUGUGUAUGGGGCCAAGGAUCCCAGGUGGCCGGCGAGUGUACAGCUGGCGCAGCUGUUUGAGGGAGGCUUGAAUGAGAGGUUUGAUCAUAGCGGGGGGCAUGAGUUGCCGAGGACGACGGAGUGUUCGAUGAAGGUGGCGGAGUUGAUGGAGAAGUUGAGGAGGAGGGUGGAGGGUUUGGAUGAUGGGGAGGAGUUGAGAAAUUAG